Messenger RNA from Cyphellophora europaea CBS 101466, 1365 nucleotides. RefSeq lists its product as uncharacterized. Bases 1 to 1365 code for a protein of 454 amino acids. Lineage: Eukaryota; Fungi; Ascomycota; Eurotiomycetes; Chaetothyriales; Cyphellophoraceae. The record is from RefSeq and is a predicted model, not a curated record. The transcript has 2 exons.
AUGCUUAAUAACGGAAGAAUGCUUUCUUCCUUCCUCUCGUUACUCCUCCUAAUCAACUUGGCUCUUGCCUCAGGGCCCAGCUGGGCCGACCAUGGAGCUGGCGGUGGCCGCCCUGGCUUCCCAUUCCGUGGUUCCCACAACUUCCCCAACGGCCGCAAGCCCAGACCGAACCAGUUCAGAAUCCAAGUCUCUCGCUCGGGACGCAGAUAUCAGACCGGUAAACGCUACUGGGCGUUCUCUGGAGAUGAUGCCAUUGUUACCGACAACAUCAACGACGCUGCGUGGUUUUCGAUCAAGAACGGCCACCUGAAGUCCAACAACAAAUUCGUCAACCUGGAUGGUGGCUCUGGAUAUUCUGUGCUUGAGCUAUCCGAGAAGCCGGCCAAUGAUGGUUGUACCUUCUCCAGAAGCAACAAGGGAGAUAUCGACAUUACUCGCCGUGACUUCUCCGUCGGCAAAGGCCAUGGUAUCUUUUGUGCAAGCGAUGAUGGAAACAUCUUCGUGGUUGGGUCCAAGAAGCCGCCUUUCCGAUGCUAUGGACUAGGCCUCCGAUCCAAAGGACCUGUCCCACCAUCUCAAGGCCAGCCAUCUUCUCAGGAACAGCCCUCUCAAGACAAACCUGCUCAGGAACAACCACCUUCAUCACCGCCAUCCUCACAGUCUUCGCCGGACGCCUCUGCUGGAAGACCUUCGUCUUCGCCUGACAACGGAGUGCCUCAUACUCCAGAUGGCAAUACGGCAGAUCCAUACCCAGACCCAGGCAACGAUGAUUCCGACUUGGAAGACGAUGCGGACCUUCCAGAGAAUUCUGACGAUGGUAGUCAUCCAUCUUGGAACGAUAUGGGCGGAGAGCCCUCCAGUCCUGGCCCGUCUUCAGCAACUCCUGUCUCUCCCGCCAAAGCUACAUCAAUGUCUUCCGGGUCUUCAAACACACCUACUGCCGGCCCCAAGGACCCCAGCAAGCCAUCUUCAGGAUCCACCGGUGACCACCCGUGGAAAGACGUGCCUGGAGAUUCCAUGAAACCUACCUCAACACCGACCGCUUCUACAUCCCCAACCACCAGACCCAAAGACCCAAACAAGACCUCGUCAAAUAUUCCGGGAGCCGCCUCCGCGACACCGAGCCCUCACGAAUGGCAAGACCAGCCCGACCCACUCGAACCCUCGCCAACCACUACCGAUGGACCGAGUCCCACUGAGACUGACCAAUCCUGGUCUGAUGAGACGGAUCCACCUAAGCCAGACCCGUCCUCAGACCCCGAUCCCGAGGAGGAGCACCCUCAGCAGCCCGAGGACGGCGAGGACGGUGAGGAGCCCUCACGCCCGCAUGGACAUGGAUGGAAGUACUGGGGCAAUGCUAAUUAA